CACCGCGGCAGCGAUAUUGGUAGGUAGGUAGGUAGGUACUGUACGGGUUGGCGGAGGUGAGGAAAUCGUAAUAACAAUAAUAUAGUGAUAGUAACAGUUAUACACCGAAAACGUUAUUAUUUAAUAAUAAUAAUAUAAUGUGUAUUAUAUUAUACUAUCGCGCGUUUCAUAACGGCGACGGGUGCGGGACGUGUGCCCGUCGAGGCCGCUGCAGACCGGACUUGGAAAUAGUGUGUGCUCCGACAACGCGUACGACCGGACCGCAAGAGACGAAGAAUAAAACGGAACGAUAUCGUCCGCAAUCGGCCCAGCCAAGCGCCAUAACGUCAUUAUGAUGGCACUGAAGUUCAUACUCGUGUACUUUGUCGUCACCACAACCGUCGUCUCGUCCGAUAGUUUAUUGGACUUGACCGCGUCCAAGAUCGAGAUGACGCCGAACAACACGAUCCAAUACUUGCAGUUUGAAGACUUGUCAUUCAAUCUUACGGAUUUCACGAUUUGCACGUGGAUAAAACUGUUAAAUUUCACCCACACACAAACUAUAAUACGCCUAACAGGAAAUAAAAAAGAACCGUUAUUGUUAUGGCGGAUGCACGUACAUCCCAAAGAAACUAUGAGAGUGACGAUCAAAAAUCGCCUGGUGGCCUCGGAGGGUAUGCAAUUGACCAGAGGACAGUGGCACCAUGUAUGCUUUCAGUGGAAGGGUUUUACUGGCGUCUGGGCGACGUUUGUCAACGCUAAAAUCCACUCGGUCGGACAAAUACCUGUGGUCAGCAAUGACACGAUGUCAUCGAACGCGUGGAAGCUGAACGGGAGUGGCACCGGACUGGUGGGCGACGAUGGCGCGCCCUGCCGAAACGGUUGGCAAGCGUACGGCCUAUACUUGACCGGUCCGGCGACGACGACGACGACGGUGGACGCGGCCAACGCGACCGGCAAGCCGCCGCGGAACUCGACCGCCGCCGCCGCGUCCAGGAGGACUGCGAAGAACAACAGCAAGCGACAAGCGGUGUUCGAAUCGGACCCGGACGACACGUCGUCCGGCGACGGCGGUUCCGGACCGUCCAAAUCGUUCCAGUGGUUCAGCAAGACGUUCGCGUUCAUCAAACGCAUGUUCACGUUCGUCAUCAUACCGUUUUUCAAGUUCGUGCGGAACACGUUCUUCCAGACCCGUUCGUUGGACGACACGGUGGUGGACGUGAGCGAGACGCACCUGACGGUCAGCGACAUCAAGUACGAGCCCGCGCCGUCGUCCGCGGCCACGGUCACGGUGGCCGCCUCCAGCGAGCCGUCCUCCGACGACGAAAGCGUCAACAAAGUCAAUCGGCGAUCGUCCUCGUCGUCGUCAACGUCGUCAUCGUCAACGUCGUCGUCGUCGUCGUCGUCGGCGUCAAAGAGGGAAACGGACGACGACGGCCGUUGCGGUGGCGGCGCGCGGGCCGGCGACGAUCGCGUGACGGCGGCCGACCUGGUGGCCGCGGCGGGGUCGGGGACGACGGUGGCCGUGGACGACGCGCUUUCGCCGAACGCCAAACGGUACUUGCGGAUGGUGAGCGACGGCCUGAACGACGUGGGCGUGAACGCGGCGUUCGUCAAACGGGCGUUCGCGUGUUGCGGCCGCGGUCCGUUUGAUCCGCGGGCCGACAUGGCGGUUAUCGACUGGGACCGGACACGGGCCCGCUCGCACGACGUGAUCGUGUCGCCACACGUCUGCGGACGAUAUUGACCGCCAGCUCAAACCUUUUCGUUUUUCCACCCCGCGCGCCCGUCACUUUGUUUUUGACCCGUUUUCGUCCCGUCAUCAAGGCGACGCGUUAUUUUAUUAUUAUUAUUAUUAUUAUGUUAUAGGUACGUCUCAAAUCGAAUCGUAUGAUCCCGCGCGCGUAUGGCGUCGGAAAAUCUGAAAGCCUUAAACAAACAUUCACCCCCCCCCCUCUUCAUACACAUACACACGCACAUAACGACAGAAUCUUGUUAGGGUAGGAAAGUUUAUUGCUAAUCGAUAAGUUCUGGGUAGGUAUUUUAUUAUUAUAUGAUAGCGAAAAGUAUCUAAAGAUUCUCUCUCUCAGAAGUUACCGUUUCGCAUGACGUUUCGUAAAAAGGUUAUUCGAUAUGUUUAUCAUAUGUCAUCGUCGUAUGGUACGAGUGUAACUGUAUAAUAAACACGCAAUCUAUACUCGAGUUACUUUUCAUUUUGAUUGAUAUUAUACUCUCUAUUUUUGACGAAUUCAAAAAUAUAUACAUAUUUAACUAAAAUACAUUCUUUUAGAAGAAUGAACGACUAUUUUAUAGACGAUGACGUGUUCUUAUAUUUAAUUCCGUAACCAAACUUUCGAUCCGACAUUACGUUUUACGUCUAUCAAGAAGAGUUAGUGAACGUAGAAUAUACACGAUACUCGUGUACGAGUACGAUUUAUAUAAUAUGGAUGUAUAAGAAAAAAUAUUUUAUUAGAAAGUAUUUAUAAAUAUAGUAUUAUUUUUAGUUUGUAAUAGUUUUUUUUUUUUUUUUUUAAUGAACACAUAUUAUUUAUAUAUUUUAUGUAAUUAUAUUUGAAUACUUUUUAAAAAAUUUAUGUUAUAGUAUUACAAGACUGUCGGAUAUAGGAUAAAUCAAUGAAUAGUAUUAAACAAUAAAAUAAAAAUAACGAGAAUAACAUACGUCACACCAGCCUCCCAUCCCAUUUUCAAAAUUUGGAAAUUAUGUUAUUCUAUUCUUUAGUAACAUCAUUUGUACGAAUUUGUACGACCGAAGGGCCUAAGUUAUAUCAAAAACCCUUUUUGGUGGGAGGAGAGAACGUGACUAUAAUCACAAGCAUUUAUCUUACAUAUAGAUAUAUAGUUAAGUACAAUAGUCAAUCUAUACUAUUUCUACUUCUCAAUAUCAAUUUUAUUCAAUUUUCAAAACCAGGAAAUAGAAUAAUUAUAAUUAUCUUUAAAUUGUUACCUUCUAUAAAGACUAAAAUAAUAUUAUGACAAAAAUAAUAAAAAUAGAUAUAUUUUAAGUUUUAAAUUGUCCUCUGUAAUACUAGUAUUGACACCGUAAUAUUGUGUAAAACAAAGUAACAUGUUAUAGUACGUGAUCGUGUUGUAUGAUGAUCUAACCCUUCCAAAUGUUUUUAAACGAGAAGAUACGCGUUACUUUUUAUCGUAAGUGACUUUAUUAUGUACGUUUAUUAGCAAUUAAGUUUACGAUCGAAUAAAAUUUUAACACAAAAUCGAAUAUGAAAUAAAUAGGUACCUACUAAAAUUGUAUACAAUAUCAAAAACUCAUAAAAUAAUGUCGUUGGUUUUCCGAGUGUUUCAACUGCAGUAUAUGCACAUGAAAACCCCUAAUAAAUAAUAACACUAUAACAAUAUUAUUAGAAUUUACGAAAUACGCCCGCCAUAAUAUGCUUGCUAAUAAAAUUUAUUUUAAGUAGGUAUUAUGCGAUUUUCGUCCCCCCACAAAAUGCAGUUAGAAACAGUGUAAUUAUUUUUUAGGUUGUAUUGAAACAGUAUUGAACAUACGUGGACUAUAUUUAUUGUUUUAUUCGCGAGUUGAGAUGGUUAAAUAAUAUCAAUUUGUUUCGGAAAAUUGUUUUUUAUUCAAGUUCACGCUAUCACUACAAUAAUAAUACUAUAAUAUGCGUUUAUGUGUUGUUAUCGUUGUAUGAUUAUAUUUUACAUUUUUACCGCUAAACUAAGUCAUUGUUUUCAGAUGUUUAUAUUAUGUUAUUAUGUUAAUCGCGAUAUUUGUCGAUAUCAUAACGUCGGCUGUUUGCCGACGUUAUUAUUUGUAUGUGUGUGUGUUUUUUUUUUAAAUACGAUCACUCGUAGACUAUUUUAUCACAUAUAAUAUUUGCUGUUUGUUACAAACGAUUUGUUUAGUAUAUAAUAUAAGUAUGUACAGCAUAAUAUUAUUAUGCAUAUUUAAUAAUAAAUUGUACAACUCCGUUAUCGAAA
Messenger RNA from Aphis gossypii (cotton aphid), 3942 nucleotides. RefSeq lists its product as uncharacterized. Lineage: Eukaryota; Metazoa; Arthropoda; Insecta; Hemiptera; Aphididae. The transcript has 4 exons. Bases 332 to 1726 code for a protein of 464 amino acids. The record is from RefSeq and is a predicted model, not a curated record.